Messenger RNA from Linepithema humile (Argentine ant), 2150 nucleotides. NCBI's taxonomy places the organism in Eukaryota, Metazoa, Arthropoda, Insecta, Hymenoptera, Formicidae. The record is from RefSeq and is a predicted model, not a curated record.
UCGAAGUCAUUUGAUUGAGCGUCAAGAAAUUUUCAUCUGGCGUUCAAAGAUUUACAAGAUUUUGUUUUAUAAAUAAAGCAUAAUAUUUUAAGUGGAAAUUUCUACAAACGUGUUUAGAAUAUAUUUUGUGAUCCUCUUUGAACGAUGUCUAUUCAGAUUCAGGAAAAGACACUUGAUUGCAUUUGACGACAAGCGUCUUGUUUAAAGCGAUAAAUAGGUACUUAUUUCUUGUGCGUACUGAUAUUCAAGAAUCAAUAAAAGAAAUAAAAGAAAAUUUAAGAAGAGUUUAUUCACUUAACAGAUAACUAUGAUCAUCACUUUAUUGAUAUUAUGCUUUGUUCUUUUAUUACUGUACGAUUAUUUUCAACGUUAUGGAAAAUUCGGACAAUAUAUCAAUCGAAUACCUGGAAACACAUCACUUCCAAUAAUCGGCAAUGGUUUGGAGAUAUUUGCUCGUCCGUUAGUGUGCAUCAGGAAGUAUUACGAUAAAUUAUCGAACACAUAUUAUCCUAUUUUUAAGUUUUGGCUUUUUCAUUUGGCAUUUAUCGGCAUUCGUCACCCAGACGAUGUAGAGAUAAUAUUAAGCAACUCAAAACAGCAUCUACAGAAAGGAUUUCUAUACACGUUUUUGUAUCCUUGGUUGAGAACUGGUCUACUUACUAGCGAAGGAGCAAAGUGGCAUAAAAGGCGAAAGAUACUAACUCCAGCAUUUCAUUUCAAUAUGUUAAAGCAAUUUGUUGAUGUUUUCAUUGAGGAAGGCAAUUAUAUGACGCAAUGUUUGAAGGGCAACGAAGAAUUGAUUGUUAACGAUUUAAUCUCUUUUGUUAGUCAACAUACAUUGAAUGCAAUAUGUGAAACUGCCAUGGGAACUUCUUUGAAGAAUGUGGGUGAAUUCCAACAACAAUAUCGUGAAGCAGUCCAUGAGAUGGGUAAAUUUAUUUCAAAGAGAGUGUUGAGACCGUGGUAUUAUCCUGAUAUGAUAUUUUCUUUCUCGUCAAUGGGUAGAAUGCAAGCUAAGUGUUUAAAAAUAUUGCACGGUUUUACCGAAAAAAUUAUUGCUGAAAGAAAACAAUAUCAUGAAAGUACGAAUAGGCGAUAUUUGAAACAAUUUGAAAAUGAUUCAAUAAACAAUGACGAAGAAGUAAUAGGAAAUCGGAAAAAACGAUUAGCAAUGUUGGACCUUCUCAUAGCGGCACACUACAAUAACGAGUUAAAUGAUUUGGACAUCAGAGAAGAAGUUGAUACUUUUAUGUUUGAGGGUCACGAUACUGUAGCAAUGGGUAUGACCUUCGCCAUAUUGUUAUUAGCUGAGCAUAAAGAUAUACAAGAUCGUGUCAGGAGUGAAGUCAAUGCAGUAAUGAAAGAAAAUGAUGGAAAACUUACUAUGUCAGCAUUAAACAAUAUGCCCUAUUUGGAAAGAUGUUUGAAAGAAUCGUUGAGAUUAUAUCCUAGUGUUCCUAUAAUAACGCGAGUUAUAUCAGAAGAUGUAAAGUUACAAUCAUAUAUGGUGCCUUCUGGAGCAAUAUUACAUAUCUCUAUAAAAAAUGUUCAAAGAGAUCCUAAUUUUUGGCCAAACCCAGACGUUUUUGAUCCAGAUAGAUUUUUACCAGAAAAUUGUCAAAAUCGUCAUCCUUUUUCUUAUAUACCUUUUAGCGCAGGAUCACGCAAUUGUAUAGGUCAACGAUUUGCCAUGUUCGAAUUGAAGGCUUUGAUAGCCCCAUUGGUCCACAACUUUUAUUUCGAACCCAUCGAUUAUUUGAAAGAUCUCCAACUCCCGAUGGAUAUAAUACUAAGAGUUGAACAUCCGAUUCGGUUAAAAUUUAUUCCAAUCAAAUACAUAUAGCUAUUCGCACAACAUAUAUAAUUUUAUCUAUGUUUUUAUAAUUUUAUCUAUGUUUGUAUUAGUUAGUUAAUAUUAAGCAAGACAAUACCGUGUGUUCUUUUUUCUUAUUUAGGGAUUAACUCUGGCAAAGUCGAUUUUCUAUUAAGAUAUCGCCAGAACGCUGCCAUUUAUUUUUCAAUUUUGUAUUUUUUUGAUUUUUAAUGAACUGCUCAUUUUCGUAAAAUUACCUUUGAUUCUUACAGAGAGGUUAUAUAAAAAUUUUUCCUUGACAUGGACAUUUAAUCAUAGAUUAAAUAUAGAUUAAUUA